AUGUUGAUAUUAUUUAUAAUAUUAUGUAAAAUAUUUAUUUUAAUAAAUAUUUCAUACAUUAAAUGUCAAAGUGUUAAAAAUGUUAUUAAUGGAUUUCCUGAAAGAUGGGAUGGUGAUAAAUUUAAUAAACUUUAUUGUCCCUCUAAAAAUAUUCCAAAAUUUAUUGAUGGUUAUUUUCUUUGUCAAUUAUCUGCAUCUUAUGGUAACCCAAAAUCACCUCCUGGGCAAAAAUUGACACAUAUGAUUGAUGCUAUUGGAGCUGUUGGAUCAUUUCAAAUAAAAAAUGGUCAAGUAGAAUUUUUAGCAAGAUAUUAUCCUUCAAAACCAUAUAAAAUAUGGGAAUAUUAUGAUAGAAAUAUGACAAAAUCAUCUGUACCAUGGGCUGGUUGGUCUGAUUAUAAUGUUACAGCAAUGACAAAAUGGGAUCAAAUACCAAAUAAUAUUGAUUCAACAAAAUUUCAUCCUAAUCUUGAUUUUUGGAAAAUUGGUAAUAAAAUAAUUGCUGGUACUGAAGCACCCUAUUGGGUUGGUUAUGAAUUUGAUGUAUCGAAAUUAACAGAUUUUAAACAACAUCCAUUUAUUGAGGACAAUGACAUUUUUAAUAAUAUAAAUUCAAAAAUGAUUUCUAUUUCAAUGUCUAUUCAUGAAAGAGUUGAUGAAAAUGGAAUAUUAUGGGGAACAUUAAUAGCAAUGGAUUUUUAUAAACAAAUAUUUUAUCAAGUUAUUUUUACAAUUGAUUCAGAAAAAAAAAGAAAGGUUAUAUCAAUGUAUAAUUUUGGUGAAUGGGAUAUUAAUGGUUGUGGAAAUAAUGAUGAAUAUAUUGGUGAUAAAGGUAAUCUUCCUGGAUAUAUUCAUUCAAUUACAUCAACAAAAAAUUAUAUUAUUUUACCAAUAACAUCUUUACUUAUUAAUCCAUGUAAAUUUAAAGAACCAUUAAAUGAAAUUAAUUCAGAUGGAAUUAGGCGUGGUGGAUUAUGGGGAAUGGAUUUUUAUAAUAUGGCACCAGUAAGAUUUUUAGUAUUUAAUAAAAAAACAUCAGAAUGGAUAACAAAAAAAGCUUUAGAAGUAUUUCCAUCUAUGUUUAUAUCACAUCAAUUAAAUGCUUAUGAAAAUAAAGAUGGACAAAUAGUUUGUGAUAUGAUUGUUUAUGAUAAUCAUGAUCCAUAUGUUAAAUAUUUUUAUUCAACAUUUUUAACUAAACAUUUAUAUCCAAGUACAGCUAGAUUAUUAAGAUUUAUUCUUGAUAUUAAUAAAUUUAAGGUAAUGUAUAACUAUUUAUUACCACAAGAAACAAUAUCUGCUGAUUUUCCUCAAAUCAAUCAUGAUUAUGAAACAAAAAUAUAUGAGUGGACUUAUCUUGUUGAAUAUCCUUUUGCAUCAGACAAUUCUAUUCUUAAGAUUAAUGUACAAGAUCCAACAGGAAGUCAAAAUACAAGAUAUAGAGCAGAUCACUCAAUGUCAUUACAUGAACCAUACUUUAUUUCUUCACCUGGUGCAGUAAAAGAAGAUGAUGGUGUAUUAUUAGUAAGAGCACUUGACUUAUUAAAAAAUAAAGCAUCUUUAAUAUUUAUUAAUGCCACUACAAUGAAUGAAAUUGGAAGGUCAUAUGUUAGUAUUAAUAUUCCUUUCGGUUUUCAUAACAGAUUUUUUUCAAGAGAAUCAUUAGGUAUGAAAUCAACUUCUCCUAUGUCUGAACAAACUUCAAAAAGUUAUAAUAAAUCAAUACAAACAACAAUUAUAAACAAUAUUUUAGAAAAUGAGAAAAAAAUAAAAAAUGAUAUAAAUAUGACAAGUAAAUUAGAAAAUAUAAUUAAAAAUACAACGACUUCUACAAUAAGUACAAUAAUAAAUGUUGAUGAGCAAAACACAUCUACAAACAGUACUAUAAAAGUUAGUAAUAAUGAAAAAGAUAAAUUAAAUCAUAAUAAUAAUAUUACAAUUUUUGAUAAAAAUACAACAAAUAUAGGUAAUACAAAAUUAAAUUAUAAUAAAACAUCUGGAGAAUCAAAUUCAAUACAAUUAUUAAGAGAAAGAUUAUUAAAAUUUCAUAAACAAGCAGGACAUAUAAGAUAUACAGGUAGAAGAUUUACCAGAACAACACAAUUACCCCCAACAACAUCUCAUGAUGAUGGUAAUAAUGAAUUUAAAUUAGAAACACCUAUAACUAAAGCUUAUCUUUUUACACCAAAAAUUUCAACAACAACAUUAUCUACAAAAUCUUCUAAAAUAACAACAGUAUCAGAUGGUAUUAAAAAUAAAUUUUUAACAACUGAAAAAAUAAAAGAAGAAAGAAUUAUAGAUGAGGAAUUUAAUCUUGAAACAACAACAAAAGAUACUAAUUUAUUGAUAGCUGAUAAAGAUAAAGUAACAAAACAAUUUUAUGAUGAAACAUUAAAAGCAAUAUGUUCAUGGAUACCAAAAGUUUUUAAAACAAUAACAAUGGAACGUUGUUUAGAAUCUGGAAAAAAUGCAAUAAAAUGGAUGACACCUCCAACAAAAGAUGACAAGUAUUCCAAUCAAUUCAUAAAUUUAAAUAACAAUAAAACAUUUGAUAACAAUCCAUUAGUUGCGGAAAUUGUUAAACGUAUUCGAGCAGCACAUAUAACAAAGUUAUUAAAAGAAUCACAUAUUAAAAAGUUAAAUGAAUAA
Strongyloides ratti is the source of this 2649-nucleotide messenger RNA. RefSeq names its product Carotenoid oxygenase family-containing protein. Gene Ontology annotation, molecular function: carotenoid dioxygenase activity; beta-carotene 15,15'-dioxygenase activity. The transcript has 2 exons. The record is from RefSeq and is a predicted model, not a curated record. Gene Ontology annotation, biological process: retinal metabolic process; carotene catabolic process. The coding region runs from base 1 to 2649 and encodes 882 amino acids. NCBI's taxonomy places the organism in Eukaryota, Metazoa, Nematoda, Chromadorea, Rhabditida, Strongyloididae.